Molecule: messenger RNA, 1991 nt
Organism: Eublepharis macularius
Lineage: Eukaryota; Metazoa; Chordata; Lepidosauria; Squamata; Eublepharidae
Gene: SPINT2
Product: serine peptidase inhibitor, Kunitz type 2
Exons: 7
Coding region: 10-798 (262 amino acids)
Molecular function (GO): serine-type endopeptidase inhibitor activity
Source: RefSeq, a predicted model, not a curated record
GAGGCGGCCAUGGGCGGCGGGACGCGGGCGACGGCGCGGGGCCGGGCCGGGCCGCUGCUGCUGCUGCUGGCCUUGGCGGCGGCCUUGGCAGCGGGGAGCGCCACGGGGGCACCGCGAGGGGACUGCCUCUUGCCUUGUGUGAUUGGCCGAUGCCGGGCUGCUUUUCCUAGGUGGUGGUACAAUGCCACAAGCCAGGUGUGCCAAGAGUUCAUGUUUGGUGGCUGUAGAGGCAACGCCAACAACUUCUUGUCAGAGAAGGAGUGCCUUCAGACAUGUGCCGCAGGUGGAGAGGAAGAGAUGACGGGCAUCCCACUGACCAGCCAGAGCGGGACAGAGGCUGUGUCCACCACUAGCCACCGUCACCAGCAGGCAGAGGACACAGCCCGCUUCCAAGAAUACUGUGCUGCUCCCCCGGUUACUGGCCGCUGCCGUGCCUCCUUCCCCCGCUGGUUCUUCAGCACUGAAACACGAACUUGCAAGAUGUUCAUCUAUGGUGGCUGUGGGGGCAACAGGAACAACUACCUCCUGGAAGAAGACUGCUUGAGCCAGUGUGUUAGGGACAUGGAGCUACCUGGGGAGUCAGAAGAGGUCCCCAACACACAUGGCCGCAUCUUUCCCGACUCAGCAGUGCAUUCCACCAGAGCUGUGGUCCUUGCGGUGCUCUCGGCCCUUAUGCUGGCUUCCCUACUCCUGGUCGUUGUCAAGAUCUGCCACAAGUCCCGGGAGCUCUCACAGGCCGCGGUGUGGAGCACGAUGGACGACAAGGAGUUCCUGAUGCGUGACAGCCACACACUCUGAGGGCGCCAGCCAGCACAAGCACGCCCCAGCAGCUGCUGGGUGCAUGUAAAUAGGAGGAGGGGACCAGCCCCCUUCAGCUCGUGCUUUAUAGGAACACGGAUCAUAAAUCUCUCUUAAGGGGCUCCUUUUCUUGUGUCCAGGUUGACUUUUUAGCACAGCUCUGUCCAGUAUCCUCCCAGAGGAACUCUCUCCCCACCUGCCUGCUGUGAAGGUUUGCUUCCCUUUUGUGCAAGGGCUCUGGUCUUGGAUCUGGCCACGAAGUUGCCGGGAUCUAAGCAAGCAGAAGUGCUUUCCGCCCGAGUGGUCAUGGAUCUUGUCUGAGGGUUGGUGCCGGUGCGAUUGGCACUGCAUGCAAGAGGCUGACCUGGAAGGUGCCGACCAGCUCCUCCUUGGCCUGUGGCCCUUCUGAAGCCAAGAUGCAAGGAAGGCUGGCCCCACAAGCAAAGCUUCUUAGGUGUGCGCUAGGGCAAAGCCCCGUAACUGGGUCCUCUCUCCAGUCUUUCCUCACCUGGGAGCGAGGAAGGAUCGGUGGGCUCAAGAAGAAACCUCUUGCUUGCCUCGGGAUCAGACCCUCCCGGGACGGAGGGGGCUGCCUGCGCAGGGCUGUGGUUCCAGGGAUGGAGGUGUUGACAGGCAGAGGAUGGGCUCUGCUGAUGCGGCAGUUUCUUGGGGGAUGGGGGGGGGCUCUGCUGGGCCAUGACACAGAAACCUCUAGAGGGGGCUCAUAUCCCACAGGCACAAUUUGAUGCCUAAAGGUACCCCCCCCUCUGAGCCAUCCAGCUGUGAGGUCUCUGCACUGGGUGGGUUCUUGUUCCCAAAGGCAGCCAAUGUGCUUGUCUCCCCCCCUCCCCCCCCGCCAUGCUCUCCUCUGGCUCAGCUGCAUGCAUGCAGGCCGCAGCCCCAUGCCACCACCUCCAUCCAAGCACCUGUUAGGCACACCCUCUGAGCCAGACACCCAGCCUCUGCCUCUUGUGCACCUUCUUGCCUUGGGGGCAGGGUGGGGGGUGAAGACUGCGCCUCUUCUUCCCAGGGUGGGGGCAGAGUUUUCUCCUUGCUCGAGCAAAUUUCUACGUCUGUUGCACAGGGAAUUUUUAUACUCUUUUUUUUAAAAAAAAUUGAAACUUGAUUGUGUUUAAAGUUUAUGGAAUUAUCCCUUUAAUAGUGGAAAGUCUUGGAAUAAACCUGCAAAACCA